Molecule: messenger RNA, 1092 nt
Organism: Monopterus albus (swamp eel)
Lineage: Eukaryota; Metazoa; Chordata; Actinopteri; Synbranchiformes; Synbranchidae
Gene: ora4
Product: olfactory receptor class A related 4
Exons: 2
Coding region: 1-1092 (363 amino acids)
Biological process (GO): G protein-coupled receptor signaling pathway
Cellular component (GO): membrane
Molecular function (GO): G protein-coupled receptor activity
Source: RefSeq, a predicted model, not a curated record
AUGUCAGAAGUCCUUACUGUAGAAGCUAUUUUGUUUGGGCUCUUGGUUUUUUCUGGCAUCCUAGGAAACAUCCUGAUCAUCCAUGUGGUGUUUCAGUCAGCCGGUGAGAGUCCGUCUCAGAGACUCCCUCCUUCUGAUAGUUUUUUGGUGCACCUGUCGCUGGCCAACCUGCUUACCUCACUUUUCCGCACAGUGCCCAUCUUUGUGUCAGAUCUGGGCCUGAAUCUGUCUCUGUCUCCAGACUGGUGCCGAGUCUUCAUGCUGCUUUGGGUGUGGUGGAGAACUGUGAGCUGUUGGCUGACACUAUCACUUAGUGUCUUCCACUGUACUACCCUGAGACGGCAGCAAGUGAACUUUGGACCUUUUGCGCAGCAGAGGGAUAGGCGGCGGGUAUGGAUUGUUCUGGGCUUGGUGUGGGGGGCAACCCUGGCUUUCUCUGUUCCAGCUCUUGUAUAUAGUACCCGUGCUUACGGCAACACCACAGUGGAGCUGAUGGUGAUCAGCUGCACUACCAGGCCUCUACUGGGCUGUGUCUGGCAGUUCCCCUCUAAAGAACUGGGCUCAGCCUUUGCCUCUACUUCACUUGCGCUCAAUGAGCUGCUGCCACUGGUGAUGAUGGUUUGUACUAAUCUGGCCACACUUCACUCUUUGAUCAAGCACAUCAGAGCUGUCACUUCAGGGAGUGAGUCAGGUGGAGCGCUGGACAAACAGGUGAUCAGUGAACGCAAGGCAGCUCAUGUCAUCAUGUCACUGGUGUCCCUCUUUGUGGUCUGCUGGGUGUUACAGAUCGCUGCGGUGACAUACUACAACCACAAUAGGGGACAACAUGUGGAAGGGCUGCUGACCGUGGCCCAGUUUUCUGCCUCACUCUUUGGAGGAUUCAGUCCCAUGGUGGUGGCCCUGGGGCAUGGCAAGCUGAGGAAGCGAAUCAUGAGCAUGUUCCUGGGGUGGUCUAAAGCUCUUAAAUGUCACAGUGGGGACACUGAAAAGGGGAGAAAAUCACCAAAGACUAAAGGGAUAAAAAGGAAAGCAAAAAAACAUAUUUCUUCUCCAAAAAGAGAGGGAAGUCAUAAAAACAGUGAGAAAAAUUAA